UUGCGGGAGGAGAUGGGAAAGUUGUGCAGCCUGGUACCCCCCAGCAGAGGUUUUUGGAUGUUUCCUCGCCCUAUUGGGGUGCUCCCAGGUGUAGUGUUGUGCCAGUGGCAUGCUGAGCUCAUGCUUUAAAACGUCUGUGCAACUUGCAUUGUGACAAAACACCAAGGCAUGUUGCAUUGGGCCACAGCACCAAGGCAGCGGAGGAGGGUGGGGUUAGUGCAGUUUUGGUCUUGUAGAGGAGCCCAACCUUUAACAACUACUGCAGCCCAUCACUGGGAGGCCCUGAUCAUUCCCAUAUUCAUAUCAAAGCACCCUGAAAUUCACCAGAAUGCCCACACAAUGUCUGAUUCUCCAGUACACUGCACCUCAUUUACACCUGGGGCAAGGUUCUCUAUCCCUGCUGGCCAGUUGGCUCAGUGCCCACCACCACUCUCAACCUAUGUCCUGCAUUGCAACAUUAUUUCAUUAAUUCCUGCAAUGCAAUUUUAACAUUAACAACCUGCUUCAUUUGCCCUUCCCCUGCCACCUCCCUCCACUUACUGCAUUGUCUCUCCACAACUAAAUUAAUUUGACUUAGUUGAUAACUUCAUCUGUAUUAAAAUUUUCCACUUAACACAGAGAAGAUAAACAAUACACACAACAUGUACAGAACAGCAAAUAUGAUACUCUAGCUCCAAGAGUCCAAUUCUCCUCUUGCUGACCCUGCUGCAAAGCAGUGAAUUCUAAAUACUAAGCAACGAAUCAGCUGAAGUCAAUGCAAUUACACCGGUGUAGAGCUCAUGUAAACGAAUGGAAGAUCUGUCCCCAUGGUCAUGGAGGCAACACUCUCAGACACUCGGGCAGUAUCUAGAAGACAAUCUGUUACUUUUAGAAACUCUUUUUACUAAAAACAAAUGAUGAAGCACUUUUGUCUUGGGGUUAGUUGUUUUCUUUUUCCACUGAUUUUUUUUAAUUUUAUUUUUAGGUUCCUUUGGGAGGGGAAGAGAAGUGGAAUGCAGCUUAAAAGCUAGAGGACAGGAGAGAGAAAGCAUGGGGGAGGAAGCCUCGCCCUUCCAAACGUCAAACAAUAUUAUUGUUCAGCUUGCUUAGCAUUCAGUAGGGAGAAUUUCAAAGAGUGGGGCUAGGAAAGGGGCGCCAUAGCAUUGCUGCUGUGUUUCCUCCCCUGAAAAGUUGAGCAGUUCAGUCCUACAUAACUCUCUUGGGCAGAGUUAUGUAGGACUGAACUGGUCAACUUUUCAGGGGAGGAAACACAGCAGUGGCUUCAGUGGGCUUUGGCUCAGGCCUUGUUUACAGGACAUACAGCAUCGUUGAAAAGCUGCCACCUCUGGCAUGGGAUGGUGGCAGCCAGCUGGUGCUAGUGUACUAUACAGCAGUGACUAGGGUGAUUUUUUUUGGCCAGGAAUCUAGAGCCAAUGAGCAGACAUAUGUCGUGCUGUGGUACCUAGGCAGAGCAGACAGGACCUUGGUUUUUAAAAUCUCAUCUAAAAAAGCCACAUGUAUUCAGUAAACUCCAUUGGACCCCAUUCUUAGGUGCACACUGGCAGCAUAAAGGGACCUUACAGGGGAUGGAAAGAGCCCUCUGAGAAUAUCCACUGUGCAUGGGCGGGAAGAAAGAGGGGAGGCCUGGCAUCAGAGUUUUGCUGCUGCCCCAUUCCCAGCUCUUAGUGUGGAGGGCAGGGAAGGGGAAUGGCCAAGGUACACUACCCUCUCCGGCUAUUCUCUGCUUCUCAAACAUCAUAGAAGGCUCUGGGAAGCAGAGGUGUAAGUCAAGCAACCCUAAGGCUGCUCUGACUUACACUGGUGGGUCUACCAGGUAGGCCCCAGAAUAACCCUAGAGGACCGAGUGUGUGAAUACAGCGUAAAGCCACCCAUGCCCCAUCUCCUCCAGCCCUGCCUUAAGCACAGGGACAGAGUAACUGAGAAUCAGGCCUAUGGAGUCUAUAGGAGGCAUGAGUCGAUGCUGCUGGCAAUUGAACCUGUGGUUCCAGAAAGCCUAUAGAGUUUUAUGCAUCUUCUGGCACAAUGGCACAUUAGGGACUCUUGUAAAAUGUAAACGUUCAGUUCCAUAGCGAUAGCAAUAGAUAGUUAAAGGAAACCUAACUCUCUGAGGGAAACAUGCUGGAUUUUAUAUUAGUGAAAGGAGGAAAUGAGAGCUGCAGCAGUGACAGAAGAGGAGAUUGCAGUUCAGGGGCUCCCAUGACUCAGACUCUGCUCCCAUAGUUUGUGAUGGCAUCCCACACCUGCUUUGGAAUGGAAAUACGGCCUGAUAUUCCAUGGCUGCUGUUCGCUGCUUUCUCCUUGUGUGGCUUUCCACAUAAAUCUCAGAGCAUAGAUCAGCUGUCAACUUUACACAAAAGAAAACCAGGGAGGUGGAUAGCAAAGGAAUGGAGUCAGAUCUGGACAGGCGAUGUCACCCCACUCCUCCACACACCUACCCAGGUGAACUGAUGGCCCUGUCUGUAUAGAAACAUAAAGACUACAUCACCAGAUCAGAGCAGUAUUUCAUCUAGUCUAGCAUCCUGCCUCCAACAACUGCGAGUACCAGCUGCUUCAGAGCAAGAAUCUCUCCAUUCCCUGUGACUGGAGCGCAAACACCGCUGAACACCCUCCCCGCAUUAGACUUGUGCUCCCAGCGUUUGGUUGACCAGAGAGCCCUGUAUGGCGUGUAUAUGUUUGGUCUAGGUUACCAAGGCCUUGGCAGCAGCUCCAUAGUUAAGGCUGCAUCAAAAUCUCUCCUUCAGUAUCUCGAUGGGGGUUGUGGAUGGCAUCUGUCUGAGGUGAUCUUCCCGGCGAGCACGGGCACCAAUGCCCACGCCCUCGAGCCAUGCACCUGGGAGAUGUGCCUUCCUGGCAGGGGAUUUCACUUUGCCAGGAUACAAUCUGGUAAAUUUGCAACAGCCACCACGGAGAGAACACAGGAACCCCCGUUGGGCCUGCCGUGUCCCUUUGACGGAGCAUUCUGGAUUCAGAGACCCCCCCAGCAGGGUUGCUUUGCUGGCAUUCCCAAGCCCCCUGCCAUCCCGCAAGCUUCACCUGCCCUAUCUCCCUCUUCUGCUGUUUGCUUCAUGGAGAACAAGAGCUGCAAAGGGGACAGCCUGCAGCCAGCUGUCCAGUGCAAACACUCUGUCGAGAAGAAGACAAUGACUAACCCCACAACGGUGAUUGAGAUCUACCCAGAUACCACCGAGGUGAACGAUUACUAUCUCUGGUCCAUCUUCAACUUUGUAUACCUCAACUUCUGCUGUCUCGGCUUCAUCGCCUUGGCCUAUUCUUUGAAAGUCCGGGAUAAGAAACUCCUCAAUGACCUGAACGGAGCUGUCGAAGAUGCCAAGACAGCCCGGCUUUUUAACAUCACCAGCUCGGCACUCGCCACUUUCUGCAUCAUCCUCGUCUUCAUCUUCCUGCGCUAUCCGCUCACUGACUAUUAGAGCGAGGCCAGCAGCCGCUGCCGAAAUGCCUCAGUGCCAGAAGUGUCCACCGAAUUUCCUCCAGCAAGGAUAUGAAACAACAAUCCAUCUUGAUUGCAAAAAAAUAAAUACAAAAUAAACCCCACCAAGCAACCCCCCCCACCCUGACUUGUAUUUGAACUUCUGUAGAAAAAGAAAUUACUUUUACAUUUUUUACAGAAAAAUAUUUAUUUUCAUGAUAAACAAAAGUAUGUGAUAACAUGCAACGCUUAGAACUAACCACAACAUGAGCCAAUAGCUGUGCAGCUAGACACUGCAAUCACGGUGGUGGCCGAGGAAUCAGAGAGAACAUUGUGUCAUCAACAAGCCGCUGAUUAAAGUUACAUAAACAGCCCAAGUGCUGAGCUGUGUUUUAGAUUGAAAACAACAAAUAGCCUAUUGGGAGAGCUGAACUGCAAAUCUACCGGGAAGCAUGGGCGCUGAUUUAGAGCUCAAGAGAGGGAGGGAAAAUGCCUGCUACUGCCAGAUAAAACUGAGGAGUAACACAGGGCAGAUUCAGGACAUAUCAAAUGUGUUCAGGCUGCUACCACGUCCUCUCUCUCUCUCUUCUCCCCUUCCCCUCACUCCCAUGGAUAUUUUGUUCUUUUCCUCUUUUUAUACAUUUUUUUCAUUGAAUUUCAUUUGAAGGCCAGAAUAGCUUACCAUUCCCCGUCCCCAGAGAGCUUUAUCCUUGGGAGUUCAUAGUGGAGAAUCCUAAAGCCUCCCAAUAAACCCCAAAGAUUUAAAAUAAAACAAAACUCCUCCAGGGACUCUCCUGCAAAUGCUGAGAACGUAGGCAACCUUUGGAGAACUUGCAUAUAUCCUGUAUACCGACUCCUACUGUAUUUCUGUAAACUUUCAAUAAAGAUGAUAAUACCUCUGCC
Molecule: messenger RNA, 4330 nt
Organism: Dermochelys coriacea (leatherback sea turtle)
Lineage: Eukaryota; Metazoa; Chordata; Testudines; Dermochelyidae
Gene: IFITM10
Product: interferon induced transmembrane protein 10
Exons: 5
Coding region: 2670-3428 (252 amino acids)
Cellular component (GO): plasma membrane
Source: RefSeq, a predicted model, not a curated record